Synchiropus splendidus (mandarinfish) is the source of this 8165-nucleotide messenger RNA. It is a transcript of the gene ptprfa, whose product is annotated as protein tyrosine phosphatase receptor type Fa. The record is from RefSeq and is a predicted model, not a curated record. Lineage: Eukaryota; Metazoa; Chordata; Actinopteri; Syngnathiformes; Callionymidae. Gene Ontology annotation, biological process: protein dephosphorylation. The transcript is spliced from 37 exons. Gene Ontology annotation, molecular function: protein binding; protein tyrosine phosphatase activity. Bases 435 to 6200 code for a protein of 1921 amino acids.
AGAGGAGGCUCGGUGUUACUCACUCUUCAUGCCGAGAUUCUACGGGGACCAUCAGUGACUCGCUCCGAGGAAUUAACCGAACCUUCGGUGUUCACGGACACCCGUCUUUCGUCCGGGAUUAGUUCCGAACUGGUGGAAUUAGUUCUCAAGUCUCCGUCAAUUUGCAGACACAUUUUGCGGCUCACACGUGAAGGAUCGCUGGAACCUGGAACAUGAACCUAUUCAACCAAAGAUGCUCUAUGCUGGAGGAGACACCGCUGUGUACCACUUUGUAGUCGAGUGUGGUCAUCAUCAGCCCUUGUCUGCACUGCCGGCCACAGAAGGACCAAGCGCUCCACAUCAACAUUUAUUGCAGACCAUGGAGAGGAGGUGUCACCAGAUGACCGUGUGACAUCAUAGUGGAAACCAGAGGUGAAAACGACAGCGGCGACGACAUGGACCUCCGAUUUAGACGACUGUCACGUCUCACCACUGCUGCUCUUCAUCUCCUGCUGCUGGCCGCCAUGAUCCUGCCGUCCCACUCAGAGAGCGUGCCAAGCUUCAUCAAGUCCCCCGACGACCAGACGGGGAUUUCAGGUGGAGUGGCGUCAUUUGUGUGCCAGGCGGUGGGUGAGCCCAAACCUCGCAUCACCUGGAUGAAAAAGGGGAAGAAAGUCAGCUCUCAGCGCUUUGAGGUGAUUGAGUUUGAUGACGGUUCAGGUUCUGUGCUGCGUAUUCAGCCUCUGAGGACCCACCGCGAUGAAGCCAUCUAUGAGUGCACUGCAACCAACAGCUUGGGGGAGAUCAACACCAGUGCCAAGCUCACCGUCUUAGAAGAGGACCAGAUCCCUCAUGGGUUCCCCACCAUCGACAUGGGGCCCCAGCUGAAAGUUGUAGAGAGGACUCGCACUGCGACCAUGUUGUGUGCUGCCAGUGGCAAUCCAGACCCAGAGAUCUUCUGGUUCAAAGAUUUCCUUCCUGUGGACAUCAACAGCAGCAACGGUCGUAUAAAGCAGCUCCGUUCAGGUGGUACACCAAUCAGAGGAGCUUUGCAGAUCGAGAACAGUGAAGAGUCGGACCAGGGCAAGUAUGAGUGCGUGGCUGUCAACAGCGCUGGGAUCCGCUACUCUGCACCAGCUAACCUUUAUGUGCGAGAUCAACGGGAAGUGCGUCGUGUGCCUCCCCGUUUCUCUAUACCCCCCACCCAUCAUGAGGUCAUGCCCGGCGGCAGCGUCAACCUCACCUGCGUUGCUGUGGGUGCUCCGAUGCCUUACGUGAAGUGGGUCAGCGGUGAGGUGGAGCUGACCAGGGAGGAUGAGAUGCCCAUCGGACGCAAUGUCCUUGAACUGACCAACAUCCGCCAGUCUGCCAACUACACCUGCGUGGCCAUUUCCUCCUUGGGCAUGAUCGAGACUACUGCUCAGAUCACAGUCAAAGCCUUGCCCAAGCCACCUGCCUCUCUUAUAGUAACUGAAACCACAGCCACCAGUGUCACUCUCACAUGGGACUCUGGAAACCCGGAGCCUGUGUCCUACUACGUUAUCCAGUACCGUGCCAAGCUGUCUGAUAAUGGCUUCCAGGAAGUGGAUGGAGUAGCAACCACUCGUUACAGCAUCGGCGGCCUCAGUCCCUUCUCAGGAUAUGAGUUUCGGGUGUUGGCUGUCAACAAUGUCGGCCGCGGGCCGCCCAGCGCCAUUGUGGACACGCGCACCAGCGAGCAGGCACCUUCUUCCCCUCCACUCAACGUCCAAGCACGGAUGCUCAGCUCCAGCACUAUGCUAGUCAAGUGGGACCCUCCGGAGGAGGCCAACGGACAGAUCCAGGGAUACAGGGUGUAUUACAGCUCUGAUCAUGACGCUCCACUCAGUGCCUGGCAGAAACACAACACAGAUGACAGCCACCUGACCACCAUCUCAGGCCUGGUCACCGAUAUCACAUACAGCCUGAGGGUCUUGGGCUUCACCUCAGUGGGGGAUGGACCUCCAUCUGAUGUUGUUCUUAUCAAGACUCAACAAGGAGUCCCAGCGCAGCCUACUGGUCUGGAUGCAGAGGCUGAACUAGACUCUCGCGUCAUGCUGUCUUGGCUGUGGCCUGUGCAGGACCAGAUCAUCGAGUUUGAACUGCUUUACUGGGAGUCCACUUUUCCAGACGAAAAGCAUCGUGUCACAUUUAAUCCAGCGGGAUUUUACGCAGUUGACGGCUUAAAACCUGAUACGCUGUACAUGUUCUCCCUGGCUGCGCGUUCUGAGAUGGGCCUGGGGGUCUUCUCACAGCCUGUUGAAUGCCGUACCGCCCAAUCUACUCCCUCCGCCCCACCACAAGAGGUGCGCUUGCUCAGCUUGAGCUCCACCAGCAUCAAGGUGAGUUGGGUGGCGCCACCCAUCAGCAGCCAGCAUGGGGAGAUUGUCCACUACUCUAUUGCCUAUCAAGCCCUCACCGGCGAAGAUGUAAAGCGCCACCAGGUGAGCGGCAUCGCUGCAGGUGUCAGCAGCUAUGUGCUGGAAGACCUGGAGAAGUGGACUGAGUACUUUGUAUGGGUGAGGGCUCACACCAACGUCGGGCCUGGCCCGGAGAGCCCCACAGUCCGCAUCAGAACCCAGGAAGAUGUGCCUGGAGCUCCUCCGAGGAAAGUGGAGGUUGAGGCCAUCAAUUCCACGGCUCUGAGGGUGAGUUGGAAGUCCCCUCUCCCCGUGAAGCACCACGGCCAGAUCAGAGGUUACCAGGUGGUUUACUCCAGGCUGGAGAACGGAGAGCCCCAUGGCCAGCCAGUCAUCACAGAUGUCUCUCUACCUGAAGCUCAGGAAGCCACUAUCACAGGUCUGCUCCCGGAGACCAGCUACUCUGUCACUGUGGCAGCUUAUACAACCAAGGGUGACGGCGCGCGGAGCAAGGCCAAGACGGCUACCACCACUGGAGCAGUGCCAGGUAAACCAACAAUGAUGAUCAGCACCACAAUUGGAAACACUGCAUUGAUCCAGUGGCAGCCUCCAAAGGAAAUGGUUGGGGAGCACGUGGGGUACCAGUUGAAAUACAAGAGAGCAGAGGAGGAGGCAUUCACUGUGAAAGACUUCAGAAAGACGGACGAUCACUUCACUGUCACCGGCCUUCACAAGGGUGCCACGUAUAUCUUCAAGCUAUGUGCCAAGAACCGAGCCGGGAAUGGAGAGGAGUAUGUGAAGGAGAUCAGCACCCCUGAAGACAUUCCCACCAGCUAUCCUUUGAAUCUGAGUGUGGUUGGCCUGACAGCUACGUCCACCAAGCUGGCUUGGGACCCCCCAGCUCUGACUGAGAGGAAUGGGAAGAUUGUGAAGUAUUCAGUCGUGUAUCGAGAUAUCAACAGCCAGCACAACCACACCAACAGCACCACCGAGAACCAGAUGACAAUCCAGGGUUUACAGCCUGACACCACCUAUGAUAUCAGAGUUCAGGCCUUCAACAGUAAAGGCGGAGGCCCCAUCAGCCCCAGCAUCCAGAGCCGGACCAUGUCCACCUCAAUGCCAGUGUUCACAAAGAACUUUGGUGUCAAGACAGUUACGAAAACAUCAGUCCUGCUGACCUGGGAUGUUCCUGAAACAUAUAAAUCUCAAGUGCCUCUUAAGAUCCUGUACAACAAGCAAAGUGUGGAGGUUCAAGGGGACCUGAAGAGGAAGCUGAUCACACAGCUGCAGCCAGACACAGACUACUCCUUUGUGCUGAUGAGCCGUGGGAACAGUGCUGGAGGCCUGCAGCAGCAGGUCUCCAUCCGCACCGCUCCUGACCUGCUGAAAACUAAACCUGCAGAGCAUCAUCAGGAUGACGAGGACGGAGGCAAAGUGACAAUCAGUCUGCCCAGAAUUCCCACAGGGGCCGCUGUCAGGUCCUACUACAUUGUGGUUGUCCCUGUCGCCACCAGCUCUGUGAGGAGGUGGGAGAAUCCUGAGGAUAUGGACUUACAUGAGCUUUUGGACUCUGGUGCUGACAGCACAUUACAUAGGAAGAAGAGGCAGAACCAGGACUUCCUGAGGCCAUACAUUGCUGCAAAGCUGGACACCCUGCCUGACCUCUUCACUCUGGGGGAUGAGAAGAAUUAUAAUGGUUACUACAACAAGCCCCUUCCAGGACAGCAACUGUACCGAUGCUUUGUCCUGGCUGACCUGGCUGCCCUCGAGUCUCAGAGGACAUUCGCAGUCAGCCCGUUCUCCGAGCCCAUCAUGAUCAAGCUCCAUGUUGGGAUGGCGCGACACACAGAGGAACCUGAGAUGCUGUGGGUUCUGGGUCCAGUGCUGGCAGUCAUCCUCAUCAUCAUCAUCGUCAUUGCAAUCCUACUCUUCAAGAGCAAUCAAGAAAGGAAACGAACAUCUCCGGCCAAGGAUGAACUUUUGGUGGGAGUCAAGGACUCACUGCUGGCCCACUCGUCUGACCCAGUGGAGAUGAGGAGACUCAAUUACCAGACACAAGGUUCCAGUGGCCUCAGUUGCCCGAAUACUCCAAGAAUGAGGGAGCAUCCACCCAUUGCUGUGUGUGACCUUACAGACCACAUAGACAGACUGAAGGCUAAUGAUGGUCUGCGCUUCUCUCAAGAGUAUGAGUCUCUUGAUCCGGGUCAACAGUUUACAUGGGAACACUCCAACCUGGAGGUCAACAAGCCAAAGAAUCGCUACGCAAACGUCAUCGCCUACGACCAGUCACGAGUUAUCCUCACACCUGUGGAUGGAGUUCCUGGAAGUGACUAUGUAAAUGCCAACUACAUUGACGGAUACAGGAAGCAGAACGCCUACAUCGCUACACAAGGUCCGCUACCAGAGACCCUGAGUGACUUCUGGAGGAUGGUCUGGGAGCAGAGGACCUGCACCAUCAUCAUGAUGACUCGCCUUGAAGAGAAGUCAAGAGUAAAGUGUGACCAGUACUGGCCCAGUCGUGGUACAGAGACGUAUGGAAUGAUUCAGGUGACCAUGCUGGACACUAUGGAGUUGGCCACCUACAGCGUUCGGACCUUCGCUCUCUAUAAGAAUGGCUCAAGUGAGAAAAGGGAGGUCCGACAGUUCCAGUUCAUGGCCUGGCCAGACCAUGGUGUGCCUGAGUAUCCCACUCCCACACUGGCCUUUUUACGCCGGAUCAAGGCCUGUAAUCCCCCCGACGCUGGGCCCAUGAUGGUGCACUGCAGUGCCGGUGUGGGCCGGACAGGCUGCUUCAUCGUCAUCGAUGCCAUGCUGGAGCGGAUGAAGCACGAGAAGUCAGUAGACAUUUACGGUCAUGUGACGUGCAUGAGAGCACAGAGGAACUACAUGGUGCAGACGGAGGAUCAGUACAUAUUCAUUCAUGAGGCUCUACUGGAAGCAGCCAUGUGUGGCAACACUGAAGUUCCUGCUCGAAACCUGUAUGCUCACAUCCAGAAACUAACCCAGACUCCUUUGGGAGAAAGUGUCACUGCCAUGGAGCUGGAGUUUAAGAAACUGGCCAGCUCUAAAGCACAUACCUCAAGAUUCAUCAGUGCCAACUUGCCAUGUAACAAAUUCAAGAACCGCCUGGUGAACAUCAUGCCUUUCGAGUCAGCCCGUGUUUGCCUGCAGCCCAUCAGAGGAGUGGAAGGCUCGGACUACAUUAACGCCAGCUUCAUUGACGGCUACAGGCAGCAGAAAGCUUACAUGGCCACCCAGGGUCCACUUGCUGAAACCACUGAGGACUUCUGGAGAAUGCUGUGGGAGCACAAUUCCACUAUUGUGGUGAUGCUGACUAAACUGCGCGAGAUGGGACGGGAAAAGUGCCAUCAGUACUGGCCAGCUGAGCGCUCUGCACGAUACCAGUACUUUGUUGUGGACCCAAUGGCUGAGUACAACAUGCCUCAGUACAUCCUGAGAGAGUUCAAAGUGACAGACGCCAGGGAUGGUCAGUCGAGGACCAUCAGGCAGUUCCAGUUCACUGACUGGCCAGAACAAGGAGUACCAAAAACUGGAGAGGGCUUCAUUGACUUCAUUGGCCAAGUUCAUAAAACAAAAGAGCAAUUUGGUCAGGAUGGGCCGAUUACUGUGCACUGCAGUGCUGGUGUUGGGAGGACCGGUGUGUUUAUCACCCUCAGCAUAGUCCUGGAGAGGAUGCGGUACGAGGGCGUGGUUGACCUCUUUCAGACAGUCAAGACACUCCGAACUCAGAGACCUGCUAUGGUGCAGACAGAGGACCAGUACCAGCUUUGCUAUCGAGCAGCGCUGGAGUACCUGGGCAGCUUCGAUCACUAUGCAACAUAACCUCACCAUGGCUGCCCUCCCCAGAACAGUGUGCUAUCUUCUCUGAGCACCAUCAUGUCCGCUCCACCAGUCCCACUCGUGGUUGAGGAAGCUUGGAGGACAACUGGUGAGGGAGGUUGCUGAGAGGGAAGACUGAGUGGGAGGCCAUCGAAAUCAGACCCAUGAGACAAGGGGAUUGGACAAUAUGCUGUUGAAACGAUACCUGGACUCAGCGACGGACUGUAAAUCCUCUUGGAAUCCAAACACUAAAUUUAUGUCAAUGGUGACCCGCCCCCCCACUAACCCCCUCACCCUUAUCUCAAAAACUAUUUUUCUGCUACUUUCAUUUAUAUUUACUCUGUUAUUAAUAUUUAGAUUUUAUUUUGUAAUUACUUACAUUGGUUAUUGCAUAUUUGAUCAUGAUUUACUUAUCUUUUUAUAGUAGCACUAAGAACAUAUAUUGAUAUUUUCCAUAUAUAUCUGCUCAGAGAGUACAUACUCACAGCUGCUAAUCAGUUCUUUUUAUACCAUAAAUAUGAUAUUCUGUGGUUGCCACUACACUUUUUGGGAUUGUUUUGGAUACAUGUGGUGUCUCGCCUUUGCUGGGAUGAUGUGAAGUGACGACUGUGUGAAAUUUGCAAGAGUGGCCAUUGAUGAUCUCUCCAUUUCGUGCUGUGUCCAUCAAGUGUGUGAAAAAAAGGCUGCCAAAGAACAGAACACCACGAGCCUGGUUUACUGAAGCAGUGAAAUAACGAUUUCCACUCUCUAUUUGUGUUUAACAGUAACACGUGUAUAACAGCUGAUCUGGUCUGGCAAAUGUGCGAGGAAAAAAAACAAUUCCAUAUACUGCCAUAUGAAUCAAGACAUACACAGUAUAUGGUGGCUAAUUACAGCAUAAAUAGUCGAACUAUGAAGAGCACUCCCACUUCUCAAGCUACGAGACCCAUAUUGCACUGCAACUGCUGAAGCUCUAUUUUGUUGCAAAGAUUUAACUUGGUCUUUUUCAGGACAAGAAGCAAAGAAGGCAAGCUACAGACCAAAACAACAAUACGAAGAAAUGUUUCCUGACAAAAAAACAACCGAGUUUUUGCAAAUAUAGGAAAUACAAAGCUAUAGCAAGACAUUGAGAUUAUAAAUGUAAUUAUAAGUAAGACAAGGGUCUAAAAGGGUGAGAGGGCUUUAAUAAUAAUUACAGAUUUUACAGAUUUUAAUACUUGUACUUCAUCAGUAAGAAGAAUAAAUUAUAUUUUUAAUUCAGCCAUGAGUAGAUGAGUAGAUACAUUUAUUUUUGACCCUACUAUAGCAUCUAUUCAACACUCCUCUCCCACCAGCUUUGUUGGCCAGGAUGUGCGUGAAUAGAUUUGUGCACACCACAUUGCAGUGUCUUUAAAUGAUUGUUUAUGUAGAAAGGAUGGUCCAUUUCAUUUUAAAUUUCACUGUUCACUAUUGUGACCCGACAACAUAUAAGCCGUCCAAAGACAGUACUGAGAGGUCAGUUUUAUUCAUUAGCAUGAACAUAAAAUGUGCUCAAGGUCUGAAUGGGAUGUUUUCCACAGCUACAUUGUUGAAAUAAUUGUGUCAGAAACCCACAUUGUUGUGAUGAUGAUGAUGAAAAUAAGUUACAAAACAAUUAAUGUGAGUCCUGAUUAUGGUUUAGACGGCCAUGAAAUCAUGAUGGAUCUUAGAAUGUUAUGUUCCCCCAAACACUGUGUUCCAUAACUACAGGCAUGACACAAAGUGAUCAGUGGUGUGUCUCUGUGCGUCACUCAACGAAGUCAAGGAGGGCCUGAAAUAGUUAAAUAUUCAUUCCACUAUUGGUAUUAUCAGGAUUAUUUCUGUAUUUAAGUUGUUUUCUAUUUGUUAAUUAAAAAGAUAAUCACAAAAUGUUUAUGUUUUGAUGUGUCUUGGUUGUGCAACACCAAUUUGUGCAUACAAAUAGUAGUAUACAGUGACAGAUACUGUGAAGUUGUGCAAUAGUGAGAUUAA